CAUGCUAUGUCGUUUCAUUUGCACACUACUCACUACUGCUUUGAUUUCAGAAAAAAUAAUCGUCAAUGGUCAAAUACGUGAACGACCAAAAAGGAAUCUCGACGAAAAUUUCAACAUAUUACUAAAUCUUUACAAAGUAAAACCAAUGAAAUAUUCAAAUGUAUUCAAAACUUUCUCUGAUAGUAUGCUGCUGCCGAAUAGAAGUGACCGCAACGUCCUGACUUUCAAUUCGAAGGAAUACAUAUAUACGGACAAAAGCGAAAAUAACAACACAGCACUUAAAUACCUAGAAGAACAAAUUCACGUGUCCCGCAACCCAGUUACAACAAGAAAUCUGGAAACGAUAGAACCACCUAACUACAAAACACCGUUAAAAUUUGAAACCAAAUUCCCAUAUAGAUUAUUCAUGGAUUUGGUAAGCAGUACUGAGGCGAAAAACAUAGAGGAAGAACAGAAUAUACAAACCAAAAAAAAAACUGAAGACAAGAGUUAUAGGAGUAAUGUUAAAACAUAUUUUGUCCCAGACACAACAUACAACAGAAAUAAUAAUGAUAACGAAUUCUUUGAUGGUCAGUGGGAAGCACAUUUAGAAAACGGGAAACAAAAACAUUACAAUAGUAAUAAAAACGAGAAACAAAAUAAAUUCAAUAUUACUACAACAAUACCUGUGAAUUUCACAGUUUCAACAGAUAAACAAGAUUUACAUUUUUAUGACGAUCCUAUUAACAGAAUAGAAGAAAUAAGUAAAGACGAUGACAGUGUCUUAGUGAUUCGAUAAGAUAUUUAUUAUACCGUUUUUAAGAAAGAAUAAAUGGUAUUAAACUUUCACGUUAGCAAGACUCAGAGAACUUUUUUUUUUACU
Hyposmocoma kahamanoa is the source of this 862-nucleotide messenger RNA. RefSeq lists its product as uncharacterized. The transcript has 2 exons. Bases 2 to 778 code for a protein of 258 amino acids. Lineage: Eukaryota; Metazoa; Arthropoda; Insecta; Lepidoptera; Cosmopterigidae. The record is from RefSeq and is a predicted model, not a curated record.